AAAUCUUAUUGCGACAUUUCCUGUUUUCAUCACAAAAAUUACUUUUAUUUUGAAUUAUUAAUUGAUUUACUUUAAUAUGACCAGGUUGAUUGAAUAGCAAAUAUUCUCGAAAGAUUCACCAGAAAUGGGUUUCAUUUAACUUACAAUAUUCUGAUUAUCGAUAGAUUAGUUCGCAUACAUUUAAUGUUCAUUUUGGGUGAUUGAAAUUAUCCUGCAUUAGCAUACCGUAGCCCAUUGAGAUUUCAUUUCCUAAUACUGUAAACAAGGACGACAUCACUAAUUACUAAAUAUUUUAUUCUAGACUUAACAAAUAGCCUGUGUUUGUCUUCGAGCCUUUUGUUUACUUUUGCCGGCAGCUGUACGAAUAGUUCAUUCUCGCUUGGUCACAACAAGAUAGCAAGAAAAUGAUUUGAAAAAGAAACAUUGAUUUCAUGUGCUAUUGUUUGGAAGCGAGGUAGCUCGAGUCCUCAGUUAAUCUACUGGAGAGGAAAUGUUUUGCUACAAGGAAGAAAAGCGAUGCAAUCGAUUAAACAACGUUCUGCGAAUCUGAACGGCUACACUGUUUACUAGCUGGGUUUGGAAAACAGAUAAAUCUACCAAAGAGCGAUUAUGCAAAGCUGUAACGAAGAGAACAUCUCAUUGGCAGCAGCCUGUGAAAGCUGCUUCCCUUUGAUGGCGUAUGUAUCUACUUUUACUGUCUUUUGUUCCAGAAUCCUGCUUUAAUACUGAGACGAAUUCAUUCAAAUAAUAUUUCACUCUACAAUAAAAUAUCGAAGCAGAGGCAGGGUGGAAUGGUGAAAGGUUGCAAUUUGGUCCCAAAUUUGCAACAGAUUGCUGCAUUGUCAUAUAAAAUUUAUCACCGAAGAUAGUGUCUCAUAUCUUCUUGCAACUUAUUUCACUUUCUGGUAAAUGAGGCUAUAGCUGACUGUUUGGUGGCGUAUGGACUAAAGUUGGUUUAUUUAAAAGCUAUGUUGGGUAAGCAGCUUUACCUAGUAUUCGAAGAUAAUGAACACAGAAAAAUCUUGUUGCCCUGUAAAAUUUAUUGGGAAAAAAGUAGAAAACUAUAGGCAUUUUCUGUGCAAAAGUACAGCACGUGUUCUUUACGGAACAGCAAAAGUAGCACGAGAGAUAUGGCAUUUGUUAUCUCCUUCAUACAAUAUCUUUCAAUUACUGUGUGCUCAACAGUUGUUAGUACAGCAGGUUCAACAAGAACUGGGACCGUAUUCAGCCACCUGAAAAAAUGCAACGCUAAUUUUACAGUCGUUGGUAUGUUCCCUUUCCAUAACGAUAAAGAUUCAAUUAACAGCUCUUGCACCAAUAUUCGUGAGACACUGAAUCCGUAUGGCAUUUUUGAAUCACUAGCCAUGGUCUACACAGUUAUUGCUAUAAAGAAAGAUGCAAAACUUUUACCAAACAUACCCCUUUCAGUCGACAUUUCGGACAGCUGCAAUAGCGUUAACGCUGUUACUAAGAAUUAUCUAGGCCUUGAUUUUGUCCGUCAAUUCUAUGAAGCUGGUGGGGAAAGAGAGGGAGUAGAACGGAACGAAAUUGCGAUCAUUGGUUCGACAACAACGGCGAUGGGGAUCAGUUUGUCCACAUUAUCUAACAUAUACAAUAUUCCAGUGGUCGGUUACUAUGCAACCUCACCUUUGCUUAGUAACAAGGAUCGCUUUAGGUCGUUCUUCCGGACGGUUCCAAAUGAUAAACUGUUCGUUCAGGCAUUGAUAGAAUUGUUAGAGAGGUCGGACUGGAAUUUGAUAACUGUAUUACACACUCAAACAGAUUAUUCUUCUUCUGCGUUCGGAUUAUUAUUGAGGGAACUGAAAAAACGCGAGCUAAAAGAGGAUUGGUAUAAAGAUCAAGUUUGUGUUGUCUCAGAUCAUCAAAUCAUUAAUACAAAAGACACAACAGAACUUGAUAGGCUAUUUGAUAAGAUUGCACGGAGAAACGAUGCAAAUAUAGUGGUGUUGUUACUACAUUGGGAAGAUUCCUACUCUGUCCUAACGCACGCGUUAAAACGGAAUAUCACGAGCAAACUUUGGAUUGUAUCCACCGAUUACCUUGCAGCUCAAACAUUAUACUGCCAGGAAAAAUGGAAAAUACUAUCUAACAGGAUUAUAACAAUACAGUUGAGGCAGGGUGGUGUAUCGAAGUUUAAUGAAUUCGUUCACGACCACCUGAUAAACAACACUAACACUGGACUACUGGAUUUGCUACCAAUUUCAAAAGAAGAUAUCAUGUAUGUGGUGAAGAAUAAAGCAAACUUUCUGGGCCAAAUUCCAGUCACAAUACCUUAUGUUAUUGAUGCUGUAAAGGCCGUUGCCCAGGCGCUUCAUCACACUCUUGGGUGUGAUGAAAGCAUAUGCAGAAAUUCUCAUUUAUUCAAUAAAAGUGGUCUGAUGGAAAACCUCUCUAAGGUAAACUUUACAUCACAGCUUGGUGAGCCAAUGUUCUUUGACACGAAUGGUGACACAAACGGCUCUUACGUCAUAAAAGGAUUUUCAAACAACGGGAAACAGUGUAAACUCUUUGACAUUGCUGAAUGGACCAGUACUGGCAAUUCGAGAGGUUUAAGAAUGCUUAACACAUCCAAAGUUGAGAAAUUUACUUCAACAUGCAAAGGAACAUGCCAAAAUGGCUACGGAAAAUAUACGCAAACCAAAAAUGGUUGUUGUUGGUCCUGCAUAAAAUGUAGUGGAAACGAAUACUCGUCAACGCCAACAGGCACAUGUGGACAAUGCUCUUCUAGGGAAGUUCCCGAUGAUAUGAAUUAUAAAUGCAUUCCUCUUACGAUAGAGAAGCUAGACUUUACAACAAGCUCAUUUGGUAUUGGAGUUCUGAGUCUUUCUGCACUGGGCCUUGUACUUGUUCUGCUUAUAUCCAUAAUAUUUGUCAUUCACAAAGACACGCAUAUGGUGCGAGCAUCGAAUAAGCUGGCGACUAGCAUUCUCCUAAUAGGAAUAGCACUCGGCUAUGCAGCUCCACUUGUACUAAUAAAGGCUCAAAAUGCAUAUCAGUGUGGCCUCUAUAUCUAUGUGCAUGGACUCUCCGUCUGUCUGAUGACUGGUGCUCUGUUCACAAAGGUUAAUCGUAUGUACAGAAUUUUCAGAAAGCAAGUUAUGAGAGAAGGAAAGCUGAAAUUUAUGACUGCGAAAUGGCAGUUAGCUACAAUACUCCUAUUUGUGGCUUUAGGAAUCAUACUUGCAACGAUUAUCGUCUUCAACCCCAAGGAACCAGUUAGAGUCAAGGAAGUGGUGGAAAAGGAAACCAAAUCUAUUAAAAUUGUUUGUGAAAUUAACUUUUGGAUUGAUUUCGCGGUAAUAUUCUUUGGACAAUGUUUCUACUUACUGUGCAGCUGUCAAGCUUUUCUUGCCAGGAAAGUUCCUGGGGAAUACAACGACAGUCGGUCAAUCUUUGCUAGCACCAUCGUAGUGACACUUGAAAACAUCGUGUGCAUUUCUUUACUGUUUUUCCAAGACCUAGGUACUAUAAACAAGAUUUCGAUGAGCAUUUUUGGCAUUCUCGGCGCAACAACAAUCCUUGUGAGUUUUUUCGGUUGGAAGGUUUAUGUGAUUUUGUUUCAGCCAGAAAUGAAUGCAGCAAAGUUGCCGCACGGGCGUCUGGGAACAUUUGGAUCGAUGAGAACAAAAAGGAAAAAGAACUUUCGAUCAACCGCCAAAUCCCAAGAAACUAUAUCGACGGACAUCAAACCGGAUGACAUUAGUAGUUUUUCUUCCAAGGAGGAUGUUUUCUAGCCAAACACGUGAUCAGACCAAGACAGCAUGUGCUUACAUGUUCCUUGGCAAACUAUUUCGACGGACAUCAAACCGGAUGACAUUAGUAGUUUUCUUCCAAGGAGGAUGUUUUCUAGCCAAACACGUGAUCAAGACCAAGACAGCAUGUGCUUACAUGUUCCUUGGCAAACUAUUUCGACGGACAUCAAACCGGAUGACAUUAGUAGUUUUCUUCCAAGGAGGAUGUUUUCUAGCCAAACACGUGAUCAAGACCAAGACAGCAUGUGCUUACAUGUUCCUUGGCAAACUAUUUCGACGGACAUCAAACCGGAUGACAUUAGUAGUUUUCUUCCAAGGAGGAUGUUUUCUAGCCAAACACGUGAUCAAGACCAAGACAGCAUGUGCUUACAUGUUCCUUGGCAAACUAUUUCGACGGACAUCAAACCGGAUGACAUUAGUAGUUUUCUUCCAAGGAGGAUGUUUUCUAGCCAAACACGUGAUCAAGACCAAGACAGCAUGUGCUUACAUGUUCCUUGGCAAACUAUUUCGACGGACAUCAAACCGGAUGACAUUAGUAGUUUUUCUUCCAAGGAGGAUGUUUUCUAGCCAAACACGUGAUCAAGACCAAGACAGCAUGUGCUUACAUGUUCCUUGGCAAACUAUUUCGACGGACAUCAAACCGGAUGACAUUAGUAGUUUUUCUUCCAAGGAGGAUGUUUUCUAGCCAAACACGUGAUCAAGACCAAGACAGCAUGUGCUUACAUGUUCCUUGGAAUGCCAACGAGGUUAGUACAUGGAAAGUACAGCAAUGUUGAUUGUGCCAUAUACGGAUAGACGGAUGCAGCAAAGAUAUCAAGGCAAGCGGAAUAAAAGCCAUAUGACUGUCCAUAUUAUGCAUCUAUGUACCAUUCUUUGGCUCUUUCUUAACGAACUGGUACAGAAAAAUGUCCAUCUAGCAUUUGACUUGUUCAGAAUGUAUUUACCGUCAACUGUUAAAUGUAACAAUGGAAAGCCAUACAUUUCUACAUCAUAAUCAACACAGUUUCGGUACAGCAAAAGUGAUCACAAAAACUCUUGACAGUUGUGAGUCUAUCACAGAUUUCUGAGCCAACAAUGCUAGAGGUAUUUUGAUUACGACACGAGAAAAGCUAUUUGAUAUGGAGUAACGCACGAUUUUUCUAAAAUAACAGCAAUGUUUGCUAAUUGAUAGGUCAUUACAAAAAUCAUUCAUCACAAAAGCAAAUGCGUUAUCUGUGCUACAUUAAGACACUGGUGCAGCUAUUUGAGUGUUAUAUAAUUUUGUUGCAUACAAAUAAUUCUACUUGAGACUGUGUUAACUAUGUAUAAAUUUGGUAAGGCAUAGUGCAUGACGGGAAAAAAUAACUACAAAGCUCCA
Molecule: messenger RNA, 5130 nt
Organism: Rhopilema esculentum
Lineage: Eukaryota; Metazoa; Cnidaria; Scyphozoa; Rhizostomeae; Rhizostomatidae
Product: metabotropic glutamate receptor 4
Biological process (GO): G protein-coupled receptor signaling pathway
Cellular component (GO): membrane
Molecular function (GO): G protein-coupled receptor activity
Source: RefSeq, a predicted model, not a curated record